CAGGUCAACCGGGCGCGGAGCCACGCUGUCCGCCGGGCUGCCCGCGCCGCCGGCGGCUCUGCUCCUGCUCGGCCCCGUGGGGCGACCAGGGCCCUCCGCUCCGUUUCAGCGCUGAAGUCCCGCACCCCGGGGUGGAGUGAGGUCUGGAAACGCCGGCCGCUCCCCGCCUGCACCUGGCCCGGGAGGCUCGGGCGCGCCGCAGAACCCGCCCCGGCCCCGCCCUCCCGGCCGCCCCGUCGGGAAAUCCGCGAGCGGGCAGCGGGAGCUCGGCCUCGGGGAUCCUCGGGCACCAGGAACCCACAGGUAACAGGAGAAAACUGCUUCUUGGAGCACCCAGGCAGCGUGGAGUACAGGAUCAUUGAAGGAAGAGGAAGUCUGGAGCUGGUGGAACCCUGAAAAGUACUGUAAUAGAGACCUUGAGCUCCAGUCUGAGUAACUUGAGCAAACAUCCCUGUGGUGAUGGCGGUGACAGUUUGCUUCCUGGCUGCCACAUGUCUCCCCAAGAGGGAAUAGGAGGGGCAGAGACAAACCCCACUGCAAGGGACCACAAGGCAGUGCCAAGAUGAAGAAGUUGGAGUGACUUGGGUGACUCAGACAAAGAGGUCUUCCUACCGGAGGCUGAGGCCCCAAGCUCUUUCUAAGGUCAGGCCCAGGACUCAGAACUGAGCCUGCUGGGAUCCCCAUGUUGUGGAGGAUGAGGCUCCUCCGCAGACGCCAUAUGCCUCUGCGCCUGGCCAUGGUGGCCAGCAUCUUCAUGCUCUACCUCUUCAUCCGGCAAAAAGAUGAAAGCAGCAGGGAGCAAGUCACAGAGAAACCAUGGCUGAAGUCCCUGGUCGGACAGAAGGAUCAUGUCCUGGAUCUCAUGCUAGGGGCUGUGAACAACCUUAGAGAUUCAAUGCCCAAGCUCCAGAUCAGAGCUCCAGAGGUCCAGCAGCCUCUGGACUCCAUAAACCAAUCUUGUCCUACUGGGUUCUACACCCAAAUUGAGCUAAAGCCUUACUGGGAACGGCCACUACAGGACCCAAACAGCCCUGGGGCAGAUGGGAAAGCAUUUCAGAAGAGUGAGUGGACCCCCCUGGAGACCCAGGAAAAAGAAGAGGGAUACAAGAAGCACUGCUUCAAUGCCUUUGCCAGUGACCGGAUCUCCCUGCAGAGGGCCCUGGGGCCAGACACCCGACCCCCUGAGUGUGUCAACCAGAAGUUCCGACGCUGUCCCUCACUGCCCGCCACCAGCGUCAUCAUUGUGUUCCACAAUGAGGCCUGGUCCACACUGCUGCGAACAGUGUACAGCGUCCUACACACCAGCCCUGCCAUCUUGCUGAAGGAGAUCAUACUAGUAGAUGACGCCAGCACUGAUGAAUACCUGAAGGAGAAGCUGGAGCGGUACGUGGAGCAGCUGCAGAUUGUGAAGGUGGUGCGGCAGGAGGAGCGGAAAGGGCUGAUCACUGCCCGGCUGCUGGGGGCCAGUGUGGCGCAGGCAGAGGUGCUGACGUUCCUGGAUGCCCACUGUGAGUGCUUCUAUGGCUGGCUGGAGCCCCUCCUGGCUCGAAUUGCUGAGGACCAGGUGGCAGUGGUGAGCCCAGACAUCGUCACCAUUAACCUUGACACCUUUGAGUUCUCCAAGCCCAUCCCCGGGGGCAGAGUCCAUAGCCGGGGCAACUUUGACUGGAGCCUGACCUUCGGCUGGGAGACUCUACCUGCACAGGAGAAGCAGAGGCGAGAAGAUGAGACCUACCCCAUCAAAUCCCCGACGUUCGCUGGUGGUCUCUUCUCCAUCUCCAAGUCCUACUUUGAGCACAUCGGUACCUAUGAUAAUCAGAUGGAGAUCUGGGGAGGGGAGAACGUGGAAAUGUCCUUCCGGGUGUGGCAGUGCGGGGGCCGGCUGGAGAUCGCCCCCUGCUCUGUGGUGGGCCAUGUGUUCCGUAGCAGGAGCCCCCACACCUUCCCCAAGGGUACCAGUGUCAUUUCUCGCAACCAAGUCCGCCUGGCUGAGGUUUGGAUGGAUGACUACAAGAAGAUUUUCUACCGAAGAAAUCUGCAGGCAGCAAAGAUAGCCCAAGAGAAAUCCUUUGGUGACAUUUCGGAACGACUGCAGCUGAGGGAACAACUACACUGUCGUAACUUUUCCUGGUUCUUGCACAACAUCUACCCAGAGAUGUUUGUUCCUGACUUGAAUCCCACCUUCUAUGGAGCUAUCAAGAACCUUGGCAUCAAUCAAUGUCUGGAUGUGGGUGAGAACAACCGUGGAGGGAAGCCCCUCAUCAUGUACUCCUGCCAUGGCCUUGGCGGCAAUCAGGUAGACAGCCCACCCAUACCAGGCAGUACUUUGAGUACACAACCCAGAGAGACCUUCGUCACAACAUUGCCAAACAGCUGUGUCUACAUGCCAGUGCUAUCACACUGGGCAUCAGGAGCUGUCACUUCACUGGAAAAAAUACCCAAGUGCCCAAGGAUGAGGAAUGGGAAUUGACCCAGGAUCAUCUCAUCAGGAACUCAGGAUCUGGUACCUGCCUGACAUCCCAGGACAAAAAGCCGGCCAUGGCCCCUUGCAAUCCGAGUGACCCUCACCAGCUCUGGCUCUUCGUCUAGGCCCUCGAUCAUCCCCACUGUAAGCUCCCCUUACCCUCCAAGUCCUCUCAGGAAGCAGGAUUGCCGAUGUCUGAGAACCUGAUCAUCAGUCCUCUGUAGGCCUUCAGGAUGCAUUUGUAAACCACAUGGAUGUCAAGGCAGGACCUUCUUGCCCCUUGCAACAACUCGGCCCAUUUUCUCUCCCCCACACUGAUAGAAGAGAGUAUGUGGACACACCUAAAGCUUUCCUUCUGUUCUUGAACCAAAGGCCUCCAGAGCAGAGGGCAGCAACCCGGAGGUCAAGAAUACCUCUGCAGCCUUGUCUUGAAGCCUUGGUCAGCCAAAGCACCUGCAGAAUUUUGUGAAAUAGUGUGAUCUAAGACAGGGGUUUGAGGUCAAAGAGACGCUCCCCUGCUAAUACCUGGUAUGUAAAACUGAUUACAGUUUACAGAAAGCACCCAGUUAGGUGUCCUUUAUCUUAUUUAAUUUGCACAAUAAUCUUGUGAGAAAGACAGGAUGAGAACUACUGUGUCCAUCUUACAAGUAAGAGAGCAGAGGCAGAGAGAGGUAAAGUAGCUUGUCUACAGUUGCAAAGUAGUGGCUGGUUGAAGCUGGCUCUGAGGCUCAGUCUUCAACACUGAACCAUGACUCAUUACACUUUGCCACAAGAACACUAGGCAACUGGCCGGCAGUUUCCCAUUCCCUCUUUGUCCCGUUCUGACUUUGGAGGUUCUGUCAGUCCAGUCGAGGUUAACAAGAGUCCUGGCAAGACUGAGGAAGCAGAGACACUGGGAAGUCAAGCAAGACUGAUCCCAUCUGCUGUGCUUGCAUGAAGUUCUGGUGGGAAGCAGACCCGAUGUAUGUACCAGCUGUUCUCCAAGCAAGGUGAACUGGACUCCAGUGCACCUGGCUGCUUUGUCUGAUAGAGCUCCCCUUGUCUGGAAGAAAACUGAAAUUCUGUCCAGGUCUUUUGAUGUCAGUAGCAGGCUGUGACCACAUGAGGGUGCCCUGGGACCACCUCUGCCUCCUGUUCUCACCCAACAUGGCAAGAGGCCCCUGGGAGCCUUCAGCACUCCAUAAAGGAGACACUCUGAGGUGCCCCGGCCAAGGGGAAAGGAGAAAGUGGCCAAGACAGGACCUGGAGUGGGAAAAGGAGAAAGUUCUACCUCUGAAGAGAAGAGUUGGAAAUGGGAACCCAGUGGAAAUAAAGGUUUUAUGGCAUUGGUA
Messenger RNA from Heterocephalus glaber (naked mole-rat), 3795 nucleotides. Lineage: Eukaryota; Metazoa; Chordata; Mammalia; Rodentia; Bathyergidae. The record is from RefSeq and is a predicted model, not a curated record.